Molecule: messenger RNA, 9711 nt
Organism: Porites lobata
Lineage: Eukaryota; Metazoa; Cnidaria; Anthozoa; Scleractinia; Poritidae
Source: the annotation of a GenBank genome assembly
AUGAACAGAAAUAUUUCUCGAGGCUUAAACAUGCUGACACAGUUGCGCUCAUACGAGCCCCCAAAAUGGGCUUCUUCACUGAAAGAUAUUCCACAAUUCUUUGUUCAAGUAAGUAAUUUUGAUAUAACUUGUUAAAGUUUCGCUUUGACGUCCCUUAUUUUUACCUUGUCCACCACUCGCACAAUCUAAAUUUAGUUCCAACUUAGGGUUGAUUUCCAGUGUCGUGUAAUUUUCACGAGCAACUAAAUUGAGCCAAGCAUGAAAGGUCGCUCGAUCGUAAGCGUAACCGUUGAACCUCGCUCAACUUCUCGUUUAAGCUCAGCACUUUUUGUCUUGCCUCUAUUUUAUUUACGUGAUUAAAAUUUACCUGCGUUAUGCAUCAGUCAAUUCCAGCUGCGCCCAGCCCCCCUCCUCCCCGGGCUUACCCCCGGGCAUUAGCAUUUUUUUUACGUUGGAUGGCAGAUUCCCAUUGGAGGGGAAAAAGAGGGCAAAUACCCUGUCCUCAGUCAACAUUGCAACAUUUUUCAUUGAUUGCACAGUCGAAUAGUGCCGUUUUAAAACACUUUAAUGUGCACUUUUUUUGUUUCAAGUAACGUCUUCCUUUGUAAUAGCGCUAGAAUUCUGAUUAAGACUUCACGUUGUGACGACAUGCACCAGUUUAUGGUUUUAGUAUUGAUUUAAAAAAUAUAUAAAAAAACAGGCCUUUACAACCCCCUGUCCUUGACAGAUGAGCUAAUCUGCUUUUUUUUCAGUAAUAUCCUCUGUGUAGUUAUAUUCUGAUAGGAAACCAUGUGCAUCUUAAAAGCUCGGGAAUAGCCACGGGGUUGGCAGAUGCCCAGCCCCCGGGUGCAGCUGGAAUUGACUGAUGCAUUAACGUGCAUAGCCAAAAACGCAUCAGUGGAAAUCAACCUUAAGUCCUAACGAUGUUUUGUUUCUCCACUUACCGUUAAGCUUAUUAUCAGUUAACUUAUUUAAAAAUGCAAUGUUUUUUUAAGUACUGAAUAUUUUUUAUUGUCCCACACCUCCUUCCCUAGCUGCAUUUGAUUCACUCAAUGGGCCACUGGCACUAAGAGGUCACGUGACCAAUGCUUCCUUUAAACAAUGAGUUGGAAAUCUUGCUGAUGCCAAAAGUUGAGAGAGCACAUAAAAAUGAUCUUAUACCUGAAAUUUGAGACGAAACGCAUUUAAGGGAGAUAUUUUAUGGGACUUUGCUUUUUCAACAAAGUAGUAUGAUUUGUAUUGGCCCCAAUGUUGGAGGGCAUAUUCUUGCCCUCCAACAUGGCAGCCAAAACUACUUUUUGCUUAUAUUUUGUUAAAUGUUUGAUAGUUACGUAUGCUCAGAUGUGCAGUAAACGUUACCACAUCAUCUUUUCAAAAUUUUCCUUGAAGUCUAAGUGCAAAAUUUGUGUUCAGAAGGAGGAAAUUCAUAAAAAAAUCACAUUUUGGUCAGCAGUUACAAACUUACUCAUUUUAAGAAAAUAGUGUGAGUUUGAAAAACCAAAUCACUAUUAUUUUGUUUAAGAUAUGAGCCACUCUAAAACGUUUUGCAAAGGCAAAAUCAUAUAACUUUUAUUUUCAUAAAUACGAUGUCACAUGACCUCUUAGUGCAAAUGGCCUAUUCCUCAGCCUAAUGCACUUACCAGCGGGCAUCCCAAGGGGUCGCCCCCAAGGAACCCCUGCCAUUUGCACAAAGCUGUUUGCAUCCCCCCUGUUGUCCCCCCUGGGGGGGGAGGGUAACAGUUGAUUCAGACUCUUCAGAUAAAGCCUCGCGUCAUAAAGUUUAGUAUUUGAAAGGACUUCCCGAUUGUAGUAAAAUUUUCCUUUAUGUCUUUUUUUGACUUAAAAUGCCUCUUUUUUUUGGUACAGCUGUAAGGGAAAGUUAAAAAACUAAGAAAAACAACAACAAUAACCAAAUGCUUUUCGUCCCUGCCAGUUUCAUUUUUUGAGGCAGCCUAGCUGUAACCAGGGAUGAGGUAGUCUUUAUUCCCUUUUUCUUUGGAAGGUGAUAGGAGUCAUGAUCUGCCUGUAGUCCAAAAUCUGGACUUUUGUUUGAUUGGCCUUCCACCAAGAUACAUUUAUCUUAUCGUUAUAUAAUGGUACCUGAUGAUGGGUGGUUUGGCUGCACCAUGGUUAGAUGCUUACUUAAUUUUGUAAUUGGUCCAGCUGUCAAACUCAAUCAAGAUCCACACAAAUCACAAUUUGGUUUUGUCUCAAGGAAAGUUCGAAGUCCGGCCUCAGCCUACACUUGUCUACUACAUGGAAUGAAAAUGAGCUUUCUUUGUAAGUCAAGGAAUGGGAAAGGACAACAUUCUCUAUACUUGUCUCGUUAUUCUCUCUCCCAGCCAUUUCUGCUAGGUGCAUAACAAAUCCUGGGGGUCUUUCCUUAGGGAUUCUGCUAUAAAAUUGCAAAAGCAAUCCAAUCCCCCAUCCUGGGCUGAAAAUUGAAAAUUGGCAGCAAAUGUCAACAAAUCCAGUGGACCAUGCCCACAUAAGUCCCCAGGGAGAAUGGAAUGACCAUUGACAAUUGCAUAAUCAUUAGACCUCAGAGUCAUUUUGUAGAAGGUGCUCCAUUAGUAUAGUAGUAGCCUUUUCUUCUGUUACGACUACUGUAUGAUACUUUAGUAAAAACUGGCAACCAAAAAGUCAGUUUUGGAUCAACUGCAAAGACAGCAAGAAUGCAUCAUACAAUUUCUUCUCCCAAGUCAUUUGCUCUUGAAGAUGCAUGGGUGCUGUCCCAACAAAGUUUGUCUUGAGAACCUACCUACCGACCUUGCCUCUUCGAGCUCCAUUGCGCAUAAGACCCCUGUCUUGAGAAAUUUGACAAUUAUUAUUAUUUUUUUAUUUUGUCUUAUUUGUGACUUAAACCAUUUUUCUAAGCACAGGAAUUAUUCUCUGUCCCAUAGCUUGCACAGCGAAACACUCCAAUCCAUCCAUGGAAUAUCUCAAAUCUUCCUGAGGGAUUUUCUUUGAGCAUCAAAAGGGAUGACUUAACUGGCAGCACUUUGUCUGGAAAUAAGGUGAAGUCAUGUAAUACACACAGUUUAAACAUACCUCACUUGUGAUAAAAAGUGCUGUUAAUUCUAUCAAAGGGCAUGUCAAAUCUUAAUAAGCUCUUAGGUCAUGCUAUAAAUAUAUUUAUUAUUCAUUCAAAAUAUUUCUCUGUUUCUGAUUGGCUAAAAUCAAAGGCAUAAUUCAUCAUAACCAGCUACUGUUGACCAAAUUUGGAAGAAUUUUGCGACCGAGCUAAGUAUGUUUUAGCUUGUUUUUAAACUUGGAAUUAUUUUGAUUGAAUAAUAAAGCAGUAAUUGAAUUGGGCUUUCACAGGAUAUGAAGAAUUCUGCAGAUCUUGGUGGGUGUUACCCAGGCCAAACACCCUUCUUGAUGUGCAGAAUUCUUCAUAUCGUACGAAAGCCAAAUUCUUUAAUUGCUAAAUAUAUAUAUGUAAAUAUUAUAAAAUUUUGUGGGAAACAGUAAGGAGAGAAAAUAUUACUAUUUUGGAGGUUUCUUUGUUAGCAAAUAAUUCCCCUAUUGUGCAACUUGUUGUCAUUAAUCUCAAUAACCAUAGAGACUCAUGAUGUUCUUUAGAUAUGACACUCUGAGGUAGAGUUUGUGUACACUACUCCUACCAUUUCUUUUUGUUCCUGUCAAACCAGUAUUUUUAUACAUGUAAGUUGAUUCUCAAUUUUGAUUCUCCUUUUCUCUUAGCCCUUAAUUAUUCGUGAUCAUGAAUAGUUGCAGUACGUUACAGUACAUGGAAAUUGAGAAUCAACCUAAGUUAAUGAUUAACCAUUUUAACCUGAACGAUUUUUUUUUUACCUAUAACAUUUACUCCCUAGUCUUUUCAUAAUUGUUUUAUUGUGUGCCAUGUUAUAGGUACGGAAGUUGGAGUUUCUUUUAGCUGAUGCACUGAAUAAGAAGUGCGACACUAUUUUUACAUGUGGUGGAGUGCAGUCAAAUCAUUGUAGAGCCACUGCAGUAGCAGCAAGACAGCUUGGCUUGGAUUGUUAUUUGUUUCUUAGAAGCUCUGAACAGGUUAGCUGUGUAUGUUUUCUUGUAAUGUGCAGAAUCAUGAAUGACCACCUUUUUACAUCAGUCACCUUUAUGCCCCAUCCUCACAUUAGCUCAUAUAUUUACUGCUAUGGGAACCAGAGGAACAUUCUUGCCACAAGGAUUGAGAGCCAAUAACAAAUUCAAUGCAAUGUAUGGUUUCACUUCCACAAUAUUCCAACCUGGGGUACAUUAAUAAUUAUUUGGAUGUGCGUGCAUGCUCUAACUCUUGCACAAGUCUUUCCACCACCCUUGUGCUGCCAUUUUGAAUCCUACAUUAAAUUUAUUAAAAGGGUUAUAAUUUCGUAUGCCUCUACACAGUAGCCACCUCAGAACUACUGGUAUACACAAUAGCAAUCUACUGCACUAAUCACUAUGUUGCCUUGUGUCAUUGUGUCACCAGGCACAAAUAUUCCAACACAGUCAACUAGCUGGAGCACACUUUUAAAAACCUCUGUAAAAAGGACACCUACUGUUGGUUGCUUCCCUUGCUGUUUUCAGUCAUUUUCUGCAACUAGUUUCUCUAAAUGUGAUGGACACCUUUCUACAAGUCCCGAAAGUUGUUCCUGAUUCCCACUAUGUUUAUCUUAACAUAUCUUAUCUUUCUGUUAACUUUUAAACUACAUGCAAGUGCCCUCAUGGGAGUACACUGUAGAACAUUGAUUCUUGUUCAUGUUGAUGCAGUCUACAGAUAUUGGAUGUAAAGGAAAUCUUUUUCUAAACAAAAUGGUUGGAAGCCGUAUUAUUGUUGUUCCAAAACUCCAAUAUAAAUCAGGCCUUAAACAAAUGAUGGAGAAAAUGGCAGAAAAAUUGUAAGUGGCUAUUGACUUAAAAAGAGACUACAAAAACCUUUUUUUAUAGCUGAAACAUUCUUAGUGGUAUACAUUGUAUGAUAGGACUUCUGGAAAAAGAUCAGGAAACCCUACACUUGUAUUGGCUACCCACAAAUUAUAAACUUAAGGUUUUUUGUCCCUCCUCAUCAAAAGAAAUUUGAUUUCUAAUUUCCCUUUUUGCUUCUAUUAUUAAGUACACUGAAGCCAGUGAAUAUUUUUUCAUACUCAUUGAAUAAUAAUACCUGUUUAUAAUUACAUGUAACUGAUUUUAAAAUAUUGCUGGUCAACUCAAAAUGUCCUCAAGGGCCAAACCAUAUAGCAGUUUCAGUGUUGUAUUAAUUGUUAGUCUCAUUUAUUUUCUCAGAAAGCAACAGGGAUCCUCAGCAUAUUUGAUAGAGAUAGGUGGUUCAUCUUACACAGGGAUGUUUGGUUACUUGACUGCAUUUCAAGAGAUGAUAGAACAGGUACAAGUUAUUUGUAUGGAAUGGGUUAUGUAACAUGCAUUUUGUAUGUCAAAAGAAAAUUCAGGUUAAUAAUUUUUUUAACCUGGGUAGAUUUAUUUCCUUUGUUUCCUAAACCGACAUGAAUUAUUCAUGAACUGGGCUUAAUAGGAGGCAAAGAAAAUUGAGUAAAGUAGGUUUAAAAAAACUGAAUUUUAUUUUGCCUAUAAUACAUGACAUGAAGCUAUUCAAAAAAUGAUUUCUAAGGUCUAGUAAGUGACUUUUCAUCUCAAUAUUACUUUCAAUGUCUCCCUUUUUUUUCAAGUAGACAAAACAAAGGUAAGUUGAAUAGAAAUUCUACAUUGUUGCACUGAUCAGAAUGCCUUUGACAGAACUUUUUUCCAGAAGGAAGCAUCUGAAAUGUCAAACAUGGUUGCCACAGGCUAAUUGAAUUAAGGGUUGAUCAAUCCAGAUCCAUACAUGUAUAUUUUUUAAAUUAUUUUGCUUUUUUUUAAGUUGUAAUUUGUGAGAUCUUAGUAGUUUUUACUUAUUGUUUGGAUGGUUUUCAUAUUUAUUCAGAAUGUGUUGGAAGAUUAUGAUGAUAUUGUAGUUACUGUCGGCAGUGGAGGAACAGCAUCAGGAAUUGCUAUUGGCAAUUACUUGACUGGCUCAAAACUCAAGUAAGGCUCCAGUUUGCAUUUAAAUAUUAAUAGUUAUUUAGGAUCAACCAUGCAUUUGCUUUGUUAAAAGAGAUACUUUUACUUUGCUCAAAAUGUGGUCAGUUUUCUAUGGAUUAUGACUAAAUGCCGAAAAGAAUAAUUGCCAAUUUUCUGUAUUUUUUUUUCUCUGUUUUGGAAAAUUUAUCAUAAGGGUUGAUAUAGAUCCUUCAAAGGCAAAAUUGCUCCAUGUUUCCCACCUACUUUUAGUAACAGAGGCGGUUUUCCCAGCAAAGCAAAGUAACAUACUGGAAAUUAAAAAAAGUACAAAAUGAAAGUAGAGUAUAAUAUAGAAAAAAUAAUUGAAGCAAAAUACAUUAAUGUUUCAAUUUUAAGGCCAUAAUAGUGGACUACUUGGUAAACAAUAAACAACAACAACAAAUAGAAAAAAAUCACUGGCCUUUAAAAGCAGCAUUAAGGCACUUUCUGGUCAGUCAAUAAGAAAUGAAGGAAGAAAAGCAAAGCAAAGCAAUUAAACUGUCCCUAUUGCAGUUCAAAAACUAUGUUUGCUUUUCUUUCUGCUUUUCUUCUGCUCUUUUGUUGGGAAAAGUGAAAUUUUGUAUCUUUAUGGCUUGGCCAGUAAGAUUUGAAAAGAAAUUGUGGAUGUUCUGCAAAGGCUAAUUAAAGAGAUCUACUGCUUCUUAAGGAAUUGUUCAUGAGUUUACAGUUGAUACUUUUAAUCGGCUGAACUUCCAGUGGAGGGAGUUACUCCCUAUAAUGGCCUAUUUGGGGAGACUCCCCCCAAAAGGGUACCAUUUUUUGGGCUUCAGCAGGGACUUAGCCAGCCCAUAGACCUGUAGGCCCAGGCCUAAAAAUUUUUGGUUUGAUCACUCUACCACUUGUAAUAAACUAUGUGUUGUUGGGGUGAACCAAGAAGCUUCUAUAAGACCUCAAAGUGUUGGUGAGGUCAGUGUGUACUAGUCAUGCUUGCAAUUUUCAGGAUAUGUGGAAAUAAAAGUCAGCCAGGCCUACAACUAGUCAAAAAGCUGGCGACACCCCUUUUCUGGUACAGUGUAUGUGAAAAGCUAGGAAUUUCAAGUAUACGAAAGAGUAGGGAAAUCGGUGAUUUCGGUCUCGCUGUAACUAAGGAUCAAAAGGGCUGACAUAUGCAUUAUUUUUAUGGCUAUGAAAUAGUUGAGAAAAUGUUCUGGCUUUGGGGUUUAUUCAUAUGAAAAGACAGUGAAUUUAAAAGGCCCUAAAAGGGAUACAAAGUUCUAAUCUAGGUAUGUGAAAGGGAUACCAUUUGUCAAUAGAAGGUAUAUGAAAGGGGGACCUUUUCUGUAAAAAAAGGUAUAUAUGUAAAUGGGUAGGGGAUUGGACCUUCAGGCAAAGCCUCUCCGUAUAUAACUUUGUAAAAAAAAGUUAAAGCUGAGAAAAAUUUUGCCUCUUUUCAACUUUGUAGAUGCCAUGCAGUCAAUGUGUCGGACAAUGCAGCUUACUUUUACAAUAAAAUCAAUGAAGACCUUAGGAGUGGGGGAAUUGACGUCAAAGCAGAAGAUAUUAUAGAUAUUAUUGAUGGAUACAAAGGAGGAGGAUAUGGUGUGUCAGCUCAACAUGAACUAGGUGGGUAGGACUGGGGGAAUUGACGUCAAAGCAGAAGAUAUUAUAGAUAUUAUUGAUGGAUACAAAGGAGGAGAUUAUGGUGUGUCAACUCAACAUGAACUAGGUGCACGCAUGUUAGGACUAGCUAAAUUGUUUUUCAAGAAGAAGGCGAUAUUAUUGACGGAUGCAAAAGGAGUGUGAGUAGGUGCAUUCAACUGCUCACGGGAUUGGUUGGGAAAACAAUGAAUAAACAAAGUUGAGAAUAGACCUUAGCCCCGAAACAAAAGAGCUGCGACAUAUCGAGUUACAACGAAAUUUAAUGUUCAAUCGAUAUGAGGCAGGUGGGUAGUCUGGUGGUCAAACAGAAGAAGUGUUUGAUAGAGGGAUCCAUUUGUGCACACUGUUAAAGUUGCUUGGUAUAACAUUGUAAAAUAAUGCACAUUAGACCGUACCUGCAACUCCCAAAGCAUCCCCCACUAUCCCCGACUCUUCUCAUAGGUUUGCCACUUAAUUUAAUUCGAAAACGUGGGCAAUCUUUCUGGCUCCUUCAAUUCACAUGACAUACAAAUUACAAUACUACUGCUUCCAGCUAAGUCUUUGGCAAUAUUACCCUGUGACGUCAUAUAUUCUGUCAUGUUACCAACUUCAAAGACUUUGAGGGGAAGGGGGAGGGAAUACAUGGCCAGAACUGACUGAGUCACUAGUAAAAUACAAUGUAGUAAUUGACUGAGACGUUUGGUGUGACACAAUAAGAGGUGUGCAUUGUAUUAUGUUAUCAAAUUGCAGAGAAUAUUAUUGAGAUCUCAAGAACAACUGGAAUAUUGGUAGAUCCAGUGUACAAUAUAAAGGCAAUUAGAGGAAUGUUAACAGAGAUGAAGAGUAAUCCUGGCAGAUUCAAAGGAAAAAGAGUACUUUACAUCCAUACAGGUACAAGAUUUCAUCACUAUCUUCCUCAGUCUGACUGAGGGUUUAAUUAAGGCUUUCUCUCUGUUGAGAAGCAUGUUGUAAAUUCAAUAAUUCACACUCUUAUGUCAAUUGCUACGCGAAAUACAAAUUAUUUGCUGGUUGUCAUACUGUCGAUAGGUAUACAGAGGUAUAUAGGUAGGGAGGUAGGGAGGUAUACCUAAUGCUAAUGUCACUAAUUGGGCACUGAAAACAAAAAUGCAUACUGUAUACUUGCUUACACUGUACAUUGACUUAAAGUGAUAUGUGACGGGACCCACCAAUCCGGAGAGUCCAUUGGAUACUAGUAAGUGCUGUUUUUAGAUUUCUUAUCUCGCGAUAUUAGCUGUGUUCACAAACGUGCUCAGUCCAACAUCGCAGUUGACCUCCGAGACAUUGUUUCCUUGAAUUGUUUCUCACAGCGUCCAAGGUUCUUCAACCAGUUAAACUCUCCUCGCCAAACACUUCGCCGACCUCAUUCGCCACAUCUCUGCUCUGAUUGGUUGAGAAUAUUUUGGCGCCACAAAUGAAUCUAUAAAUAGCCUGAAAAUCUAUCACUCUAUGACCCAGGCCUUACGGUGUAUAAGACAGAUUUGCGCCCCUGGGCAAUUGGCUUUUGUUAAUGAUGCCAUUUUUUUUUGUUUUUUAGGUGGGGUGUUUGGUUUGUAUGAUGGUAGAAUGGAUUCACUGAUCACGCAGUCUGCAGAAGGAACCAAUCAGGUUUUUUAUUGGGGAGAUAUCAAUGAUUCUUUACCGUGCUAACAGUUAAAAAAAUAAAUAACAGAAACAAAAAGUAGAAGGUAAAAUGCAAGAAAGAAACCGAUGACCUCGUUCUCAGGGCUCUUUCCUAAUUGUCCCAUCGUGCAAGAGAUGGAGAGAGACAGACUGCUAAGAGGGACCCCAAUAGCCGGGUUUUUCGAGAUGCGGGAUUUGCCUUAUUUGAAUAUCGGGAUUCGGGAUAUUAAAGCAAAUGGGGGAGAGACUCGGGUGUACGUGGAAAGAAGAAUUUUUACCCAGUAUCAAACGAGAACUCAAGGCAGAGAUUCUAGUGAUUUGAUUUCUCAGUCGGUGUCUACUACUAAUAAUUAUUUCUAUGAUCUAUGGCUUUUUUUUAUUGCUUUUUAACAUAAAAUUGUAAGUAAGACUUUUUUCUUCUCCAUUACAUGUAGCUCAGCACUUUGGUCACUCCGC